This is a messenger RNA of Penicillium psychrosexuale, 387 nucleotides long. RefSeq lists its product as uncharacterized. The record is from RefSeq and is a predicted model, not a curated record. The transcript has a single exon. Bases 1 to 387 code for a protein of 128 amino acids. Lineage: Eukaryota; Fungi; Ascomycota; Eurotiomycetes; Eurotiales; Aspergillaceae.
AUGGCGGAAUCAACCUCACAUACCACCACCACCUCCUCCUCCUACACCGACACCGAGUCCUCAAUCUCGACCGGAAAUUAUGAUCCCUCCGAAUCCAUCCUACUCUCAUUUUACUGGUGGUCAUGCUCGACCGCAAAGAUAUUCUGGACAAAAACCUCAAAUAAAGACUCCAAGCUACUGCUCGGAUUCCAGCUAUGUCGUAUCAAGGUCACAAGAGACGUUCUCCUCGAGACAUUCCUGCUUCAUCUUGGACUGACAGCUGGAUUUGAAAGAUUCCAUGAUUCAAAGAUAACCGCCAAAACAAUCAGCGCUAGAAAGGCGACAAGGUCCAAUCUUGCAUUGCUUCUCACUUUUGACCUCAUGGUGAUGGCUGUACAUGACGCUUGA